This is a messenger RNA of Oppiella nova, 768 nucleotides long. NCBI's taxonomy places the organism in Eukaryota, Metazoa, Arthropoda, Arachnida, Sarcoptiformes, Oppiidae. The record is from the annotation of a GenBank genome assembly.
AUGUAUGAAAUCUAUAGCAAAGACUCGUUUGAGAGGUUUGGCGACGAUUUGUGUGAAGUCCUGUUGAGUUACCUAUCAUUUGAGGACCGAUUCAGAUAUGAAUGUCUAUCCAAACAGUUCCGGCGAUUGAUUUAUACCACACUUUCGGAGCUCACGAUUGACCGCAAAAUCAUGAAAAACAUCGUAAAAGCCGACAAUUUUGGUGACAAUUACUUUGAGUUCAAUAUAUUGUCACAAAUCGCUAAAAAGUGUCCAAAUCUUCAGCGCAUCGAUUGCUCGCAAUUGAGACCUAAUGAGAGGCCGGUGUUUGCGGCCAUACAUGCGCUACGAGACAACUGUCCACAUCUGCGGCACUAUUAUUGCACUUUUCAUGGAUCUGAUGACCGACUCAUUGGUCCGCUGUUUACACGCUUCGGCCAAAUUUGCCGGUCAAUACUCGUGAACGUGGAGUCGGGCGACGAACUGGCCCUCAAGGGAGCGGUAGCCACAGUGGGGCCCAUCUCUGUGGCAAUGGAUGCCUCGGACAAUAAGCUCCGACUCUAUAAGUCAGGUGUCUAUCGAAACGCCGUUUGUUUCACUCAUAUGGAAGGACUGAAUCACGCGGUGACUGCUGUGGGCUAUGGAUCAGAUGGUGGUGACGAUUACUGGAUCAUUAAGAACUCGUGGGGCGCCCAAUGGGGUGAUCGGGGGUACUUGAAAAUAGCUAGAAAUGCGGGUAAUGUGUGCGGUAUCGCCACUACACCCAGUUAUCCUAUUGGUGUCCAAUAA